AUUGGUAGUAGCGCAGGAUGAGUGUACAAGGUAUGAAAAACAUUAAACUUCUUUAUAUUCUUGUGUAUCAGCUUUUACAAUCAAAGUCAGUACAGCUAAAGCUUAUUGUAAGCUUAAGCUUUUAUGAUGGUUUUCAAAUCUGUUGUCUUGUUUAAUUCCUAGUCUCUAAGUGGACAAAAUUUUUCACGCAAGCCGGGAUUCCAGGCGCCCCUGCAAGCAAGUAAGCCUGAUAUAGUAUCGUUUAAUUUCUUCCGCCUUAAACCAUCGUAAGCUUCAUCUUGGGAGAUGAACUAGACAGGGAUAACCUCUUCAUCUCCUUUUUCUUUGUGAAUAAACAGUUUAUAUUAUUAUUUUUAAAUUAAAAUAUUAUUAUUAUUAUUAUUAUAAAUAUUAUCUUUUGAAGUUCUAUAGUUGGCAUUAACAGAUAUAGCCUUUUGAUUGUCAGUUCAUUUUGUAAACUAUCGAUUGUGUCUGUUAUUUAGCAGUUGAUUACCCAAAAAUCUUAGUCAAAUAGAUUUAAAAGCAUGCUAUUUUUUCUGUAAUAAUCAGUGUGAAAGCCAAGAUCCUUGCUUAAGAUCUUCGCUUAAGAUCCUCAAUGGAAUGUGCCAUUUUGUAUCCCCCCCCACCCCUUAUGAGUCACUGUUUAUCACCUCUACACUUCAUUUGAAACUCAAAAAGUUGAAGACCCCAUACAUUUAUUGUGGCUGCUUUAUCAUGGAAUUCAGGUGUCCCUCUCUCCCAUGCCCCCCCACAGGUUAGGGGGUGGAGACAUAUGACAUUUCAGACUAUGCUGCACUCCCACAUUCGAUGUCAGAAUUUAUUAUGUAAAUCGUGCAACUAAAGGACCGCAGGCGCAGUUUUUUUAAGUUAGAUAUUAAGUGGGUCAAGGAUGAAAAAUACAGGUGUAUCAGAUUUUGUUGCCAACUUUAUCACCCUUGUUAAAAGUAUAAUUGGAUAAUAUUAAUGAAAAUUGUUAGAAUCUUAUUUACAUAUAUAUCUUGUCCUUAUUUGCUUACUGCAGUUAUGCUGUUAUAUUUUAUGACAAUCGCAUAAAGGAGGACAUGUUACCUGACCUGACAAAGGUUUGUAGAAGUCCAGUGUUUGCAAUUCCAUUUCCUUGUUGGAAGGUGCAUGAACUGAAAAGGGUUGCUUUUGUAAGUGGUCAUUUGUAAUGCAAUUUACAUUGUAAUUUAUUACUGGAAGUAAAAGUGUGUGAUAAGCCUCUAAAAAUAGAGGCAGACUGUACUGCUACCGUGUUAGGAGGUGAAGAGUGACUGGUUUGUACCGGUAAUGUCUCAUAUUGCCGUAAAUAGAAAAUGUUUCAACUUGGAUGUUUCUGAAUAGACAGUUCAUCACUUAUGCAAGAAAGUCUUUUUUUGACGAGAUACGUGUACAUCAAUCAAGCAAGCAAUAAAUCAACAUUAUUCAUUCUUGGCCAAUUGUUUUAAGCUUAUACAAGCUAGAAAAAAAGCCAGAAAAAAUUCAGGAUCAUACGGGAUUCAAAGCCUUGAACUCCGUGAUACCAGUGCAGGUUUGAUACUGGCAGACUGUCCAACCAUCCUGAUCUCGUCAGGAUUCUCCCAAAAAUCCCGAAACCUGACCAGUAUGUGAUCAGGAUAGGAAAAAUCUCAAUUUUGAGAUCUGUUCUGAUAUUUCGUAUGAAUUCUUAUGAUACUUAUACAAGUAUCAUAAGUAUACUUAACUGAAACUGAUAUCCAAAAGGUAUCAUAAGAUGCAGCACUUGUCCUUGAAGACACGUAACAUAAAUAAGCCUCUACAUUCCCACCGGGGAUCGACCCCCAAAAAAUCUAGAGGGGUUUAUAUGGAGUUUUCUGAGCAUAACUGGGUUAAUAUCUCAGAGACAAUUUCCCCUGAAAUGCUUAUUUUUGGCAAGUAGGCCGUUUGGUCAUUGUUCUUUCAGAAUAUUCUGACAAAUCUCAAAAGAAAUUUAAUUUUUAUGAUGCCACACUCUAGUACUCUAUAUUACUACUUACUCAAAAGCUUGGACAGUCUGUACUAGGACGGAGCAGGUCAUUGAGUUGGUUCAUUAUAAACUCAUGAGAGGAUCAGACAGUGAUCAUACAUGUAUAUUCAUUAUUUCAAUGAUAAGUGUAACCUGAGAGCAGGCUCAAUUUUUGUUUUGCUUUGUAAAUAACAUUGUGGCGGGCAAGGUGAAACAAAAAUGGUGGUAGCCGUUAGAGAGAAUGUAUGAUAACCGCUAAAAUUGGGCCUGAACUCAGGUUAUGAUAAGUGUCCAAAGCAAUGUUUAUUUUGAAUUAGGAUAGGUUAUGUUCAAUUCAAUCCUCUGACAUGGUGACUGCUAGUGACAUCACAAAUGAUUUUAAAGUUUAUAAUAUGGUCUGUAACGUGAAUAAUAUAAUAUAUGGUCUGUGACAUACUGCAGUAAGAGGGCCAAGAAGAUCAGCACGUGCAAGAACAUCUACCUGGAACACUAUUUACAGGGACUUUGAGUCACACUAGAAAAAAGGGGGGAGAUGUAGUGUCGGGUCUUAGGGGACUUAAUGUACGAUAAUUAGAUGCGGAAUGGUUGUAACACUCUAAGAAAUUAAAGUAGGGACUUGAUUUGCAUAUAGGACAGUGUAGAAUGGACCAGUAGGAGGACUAUUAAUGAAACUAAGGGCGUAUAAUGUAAUCGUUUAUUGAGCUCGAUUUGCGACUUCACACCUUUUUUCCAGGAAAUUUUACAAGACAUGGGAAUUACUGUGAUGGGAGACAUCAUUGCCAUUUUAAGGCAUAGCAAACAAGUUCAUGCACAGGUAAGCCAACUAUGUCGGUUUUUCUUAUCAGUUGUUGAUUGUUUUUCUUGGAAGCAUUUCUAGUGAACUAACCUUUUUGCUCCAGAACUCACCUUGGUCAUCUUGAAAUUUUAUCAAAAUAAGUGGUCAGAUUAUUAUAGCUAAAACUCAUUUUGUUGCAUAUACUGACCUAGUCAUUAAAAACCUAGUUACUUUCAAAUUUUAUGCUAUUACGGUGAACUACAAAUUUCCAUUCUGUCAGUAUUGUUGCCUUUUUGUCCAUGGCAAGUGAUGAUAUUGUUUCACCAAAUACAUAUACACUAUCUUAAUACAAUACAACUUAGGCUUAUUCAUGUACUCCUAUCAGAGUGGACUCUUGAUUUACCUGGUAAACUCUAAUGUGAAUUAACCUUACAAAAUCAAAUUCGCUUGUAUAAGGAACUCUCAAACAUUUCAUUUGCCUUUCUGUCAAACUUUUAAUAAGUACCUAAAUUUAUAACACUUUACACUAUACAAAUGGCGACCAUUCAAAUUCAAAUUCAAAUGGUAACCAUUCAAAAGGUUUCAGCGAAAAUUGUAUGCCUUGGAGGGGAAACUGUUUAUGUAUCCAUCAAAUUUGCAGAGUGAGAGAGAGAAGUCAGCAAAAGACAUGGCUGCUACUGAUGAUCCAGAUUCAUCAGGUGAAUCGUCACCAAGCAAUCAAGUUCCUGUUGGUGCUAAACGUAAAUCAACAGGUAUACCUUGCAGUUUAUGUUAUUGAUAUGCUCAGGGCCCACAAUGAGGGACACAUGUGUUGAGACAAUCGUCCAUAAAAUGGCUCUUUUUUGGCUACAGUGUAUCUAUAUCCUGUCAUCCUGUGCACAUCCAUUCCCUCCCCCCAAACCAAUGUUGUAUCUUUUACCCUCAAGUCUUCCUUCAACUACAAAUAACAUUGAUUCAGGGGUGGAUCAAUGGAGAUUUAUGUCAUUUAAACAGAAUUGUAUGUUAUAGGAUUGUCACUAAGAUUUCAAGUUGUCGAGUAAAUACGACAAGUACCGUAGGUGGGGAAUCAAACAGCUAGCGAUUUCUUUUGGUUCUUUUAUUUUUCCAGGUUCAUAGUAUCUGGGGGAAAUCCCUGUCCCCUGCCUCUUAAUGAGUGCCCUAAUAAAUGAAUGAAAUUGUUGAUAAAAGCAACUAUGCAUUUUAGACAUGUGUGUCAACUGCUUUUAUCACUGAUUGCAGUUAUUUUAAGACCCUCUUAAGGCUGUGCCAACCUGCAGUUUUUACCCAACACUUCAGUUUACUCUAUCCCAGAUAGACUCUCUUGGUUUGGUAAUUUAAGUAAAGUACAUACCUCUCUCUUUGAAUAAAGGCUCAAUAAUAUUUUAGAAGCUUCAGAUACAAAUUGCACCUUGAUGAUAGCCUGCAUAGCCAGCAGGAUUGUUAGCAUGAGCAAAGCUUUGGUGGAGGAGCUGCAAAAACCAUUACUUGCUUCCUGCUUGUGGCUUUGCUACCCAAAACUCUCACACUUGCAAAAACAAUUCUGCAAGCUAUGCAAGGUACCUUGAUGAAAAAUUUUGUAUAACAAGUAUUUCACCUUAUAACCUACAAUUUCCUCUGGUGACACAGGGAGUCAAUGUGUAUGUGAUUAGCCACCUUUGAUCAGUCAUACUACAGACACAAGGGUUUCUGUGAAACCAUCUUCAUCAGACAUUAUGAAUGUUGAACCAGUUCUUAAGAAUCCAUUCUAUUGACUCACUUUCAUAGUCACAUUUGCAGCGUUCACAGGGCCUCAAUAAUUUGCAUCAUUGGAAGUUUCAUUGUUGUAGAUCACAGUUGCAAUCAAAAUAUGUGGAUGAUAACAUACUUGUGUUGAGAUCAAAAGUUCAAACUGAAUUUCCCUUGAAACAGAUGACUUUUCUUUUGAAUUUCUCCUAUCUUCUAGUUUUGUUUGUUUCCCUUUCAUGCUUUCUACUUUUUUUCACUCAGUACUGUCUGGGAAAUCUACUGUACAUGGCCCUUCAUGGACAUGAUGGCAUAUUAGCUUCAAUUAUUUCUAACCACAGUAAAAGUUCACUGUCGUGACUUGUUCGUUUUUAGCUGCAAGCCGCAUGGUGGAUCAUUGGAUGAACAAACAGAAGUUAGAAAGUGGAAGUACCAGUCCUGCACAUGAUCCCGAGUCAUCACCAUCCCCAUCCAAGAAAAAGCUCACCAUUCAUACAGUAGUAUCAGACAAACCUCAACCAGCAAGGUCCCAGAAAACUCUUUCUGAAAGGUGUGUAUCAUACAUUGUAAUGUUUAGCUUGUUCCCUGCGCCCAGGUGCAGAGUUGUAACCGGUCAUUUCUCCCCGCCCUGGUUACUUACAGUGUAGCCCCCUAUUUUCGAGUCAUUUAGCUUUCUUCAAAUAUAAUAUUCCUGGUUCUAUGAGCCACAAAACUGAACAAGGGCGUUUUAAAUGUAAUAUUCCUCGUUUUACAAGCCAUAGACCAAAACAAGUGCGCUUCAAAUACAAUAUUCCCUUUUCUAAAAUAGGAGGCUAAGUAACCGGGGCAAAAUGACUUUAGAGAAGCGCGUUCAAGGGAAGCGCGAAGCAGAGUGCCCCGGAAAUCUUGCUCGCAAGCUAGGUCACUCCACAGGAAUCCAUCCAUCUAUUUAAAAACGUUAAGACACCUUUCAAGACUCUCUGAUUCGCGCUGGCAGUGAAAGGGUUAAGCAGAAAGUGGAAUUUUCAACUUUUGAUCUACCUUACUUUCGAUGCAGAGGUACACAAUUUGGGGGAUUAUGGAGGCUUUGUUCUGUUUUUUUUUCCGAGUCAAUAGCGGAGUUCAUGUUCAUACAUUUUCUGUAAUUUUGAUACUGUCGAAUUACAGAAAAUGUAUGGGAAAAUCAGGGUUUUCUAAAAUCUGAUCAUGGACUUCUUUGCACUCCAGAUUUGGUGUAUUGUUUCUUUGAACUCGUAAGUUACCCUAUUCAAAGAGAAAGCAUCAAAUAUAUGAAUUCAGGAAGAAAUAGCGGGGCUUUGAAUUCUUAUACAAAUCUACUAAUUUCCCUCCGUCUUGCCCUGAUUACCCAUGAUGCAACUAUGAGCGUUAACUCCUCUAUUGUGAAAUUAUAUGUUAAAAACUAAAUCUCGCUCUUUGGCUACGUUCAAACGGCUGACAAAUGUGACUGGGGUCGGAUACAUCUCUCACAUGGAACCGUUCAAUAUUUAUGCUUUUUUCACAUGGUACUGACGACUUUUCUCAGUGGUUUUACCAUCUACCCAUGCGCAGAGCGUCACUUUGCAACUCUGAAAUGGCAUCUUCCAGCUGAGUUAGCCACGCAGCCAUGCAACCACGCCUUUGAGACACCCUUACCUUAUAAGACUUUAAACAGUCGUGGUGUUCACACUGCGCUGGUCAAAUUUUCGACCAUGCCGGCUAAAAUUGGCAUUAAAAUUUUGGAACGGCUAGGCGUCUAAAUAUUCGUACGGUUAGCGUUGUUCCACAUGAACGGAACACUUUACACGCACGAAUUCUUAACCGGUCGACUUGGGACCUGUUUCCCGAAAGUCCCAGUUUCUUUUCGCACCCGAAAUCAAAUAUUCUCAUCAAAAUCUAAAGAAUAAGAGCACGGGUCCUACCUAACAAACCUGUCCAUUUUGUUUUGUUGACUGGUAGUUUCAUCAUGCUAUCUGCAAAACUUUUGAAACUUCCUUCUUGAAUAUAAACAACAACAGUUUAUUAUCGGAACCUUUGGUCCGGUACUAUGUGAAUGUAGUCUUUGUCUUUCAAUGCUUCCUGUACCGUCUCUUCGCGACGCGUCAAAGUGAGAUAUUCGGUGGGGGUUCGAGGCGCUCGAUAAUUUUGUUACUGCACUGAUUUGGGCAGCUGACUCUGGCGUGACCUUUAUCCCCUCGAUUACCAUGGCAGAGGUUAGCUCGCAGGCUGGUUUAUUGAGACAUUUGUUCCUUCUUGUAGAUUUGGCGGGAAAGGAGUCAAGCUGUUUUCCAGAAAGCCAGAGAAAGUCAGUCAAAAGAUUGAAGGGGAACACACGCUAAAAGUAAAACUGCCUGCAGGAUCAACUGCACGGAGCAAGAAGCUGAUUGCGAAGCAAAAACAGGCGGCAGCUUCCGCUGUAGGUAGGUUAAACUUAAAGUGCUAUCAUAACAUCAUUGUGUUUACUGACACCCCCCCCCCCCCCCCCCCCCCCCCCCCACACAAAAUUUCUCCUUUUUUUCCCCUACUCUUUUGGUUUGUAGGUAUGGUUGUGUUUCUGUUCUGCUCUUGUCAUUGUUGGUUUUUUUUUUUUGUUGUUUUUUAUAAACGAAAAAUAAAAUAAAGUCAAUCACCUAGCAAGAGANAUUACAUGUGGCUGACGCAAAGCGCGGGAAAAUACAUGCGAGCGCGUCACAAUUGGCUUUGGUUUUACUUCUGAUUGGAUGAAAAGGUGACGCGAAUCUUUUAAGCCAAUCGCAUCGUGUAGAAAGUGCAAAACCAAUUACUUUUCGACACUCAAAUGAAAACCGCUCUAUUAGCUAAUUGACAUUGUAAUAAGGUAGACAGUGAACAGGCGCCCCUCUUUCUCAGGGCCGCGCGCGUCGAGCAAAAAGUAAACUUGUGCAUUCCCCUCACGCACGCUCUCAAUCUAUUGUGAUUCAAAAAAAGAAAAAUAAGAGACUGCUCGCAGUAUAGUUUCUUGGACACUAAGCCUUGGUUCCCCGGGGCAGGGCUAAUCCCUAUCAUUGGCUGUACGUGGAGGCUCCUCCUGAAAGGGGGUAGCUUUUUCAGGUUUCAGGUAGAGAAUUCACGAGUUCAAGCACAUGGAAGGGUAGGAAAAUCUAUCAUUAAAGUAUAUUUACCCUUUAAAAAAGGUCUUUUAAUUUAAAUUUUUCGAGAAAGCGCGCUUUAGCGAGUUAUACUCAAGUGAAAGGGGUACCAUUUUUCAAUUGAAGAAAGUUAUAUAAACGGUAAGGAACCUACCCGUGUAAAACCUUUGUUGAGUACCCUUCCCCUGGGCUUUGGUUUUACUUUGUGGCAUUUCUGUUUUGCAGUCAACAAAGCAAAGGUGAUAAAGAAACAGUCAGUGUUUGAUCGCUUGGGUAAAGAAAGUCCUCCAUUAACGGUAACCAUACCCGCAGAGAAGAAGCAAACUGAGUUAAAACCACUCAAACCUUUAAAAACAAGCGUUGCUGUACAGCUUAAGGUAAGCGAAAGGUUAUAGUGGUGGAAAUGGUGUUCCUGCUAGCAUGAGAGGAGUAUUGUCCAGAUUGUACUUACGGAUUACCUCCAUUAAGCCAUUUUCGAGUUCCAGAAAUUCGCACUUUUAAAAAUGGGGCCAAGUGGAAAACCUUUCGGGACCUUCCAAAAAAAGCUUCAUAAGCAAAACAAGUCUGCACGUACAUCAUGAUUUUCUGUCAAUUUCUUUGGCAUCCUUAUACAACUACGACGUGAAAUGACCAAGUUUCACGUUAUUUUUUUCUUUUGAGAACGUGAACGGCAAGGCGAUAAAUGUUUCUCACGCCCUGAUUUUACUGAAUCUUUCUGGGCUUGGACGCGGUCCUUUCCCCUUAUGUCCGUCUUAAUUUCCCAACUUUAAAAGACUGAACUAAUUGGAAAAAUCGAGAAAAAGAUUGACAGGACGCGAAAUAAUGUUUUCAGUGACGCUUUUACUGGCGUCGCUGUUGUUAAGUCCCGUGCAAACGGACGCAACAUUGUUAGCCAACAACUCCCAAAAAUGUUGGAUGUUACAUGUUGCGUCUGUUUGCACACCCUCUUGCAUGUUGUUGCGUGUUGUUGGGAGUUGUUGCGCAAAGUUUGAAAUCGGUCAAACUUUCAGCUUUGUGCAAACGGACGCAACAAGUCGUUGUUGCUUAAGCUUCUUAUUGUCGGCUUCUUUCCUCCCUUUUCAAGUACCACUGUUUUUUUUUGCAGGAGAAAGGACAGUCCUCCGUUUUCAGUCGUCUGGGAGAACUGGCUUCACCAGCAACUCAGACAACUGUCCAAGCUGUAAAUCCAAGAGUACGGCUUCCCUCGGACGAUGAACCUCAUGCUGGUGUAGACUAUACAAGUCACAGCGUUCUUCAACCGGUUAAAGGGAAAAGAAAUCAGGCUAAACCGGUUAAACCAGUGAAACCGGUCAAGCGAACCCUAGGAUUAACCUCGGACGUAGAUGAAAAAUCGGUUUUCGCGCGACUGGGUUCAAAAGUACAGCAGUGAAAAUGCAGUAAUUUUGAAUCGGUUCUUCGAAACUGGAGAUUCUUUUUAAUCUCUUGCAGUUAUGAUCAAAGCGCGAGUUUUACUUCAUGAACUAGUCACUCAUCCGGCGACUAUCUGGAGCUUACUAUGUCUGGCAGACGGAUAAAACCGGAUGGACAGGAGGAAAAAUAAUGAACCCUCGCGUGUGACCAUUUAUAACGAAGAAUACUUUAUGGUUUUUAUGAUACCACUUCGUUUAACACGGAGAUAUAAAAUUCCGACAUUUGUAGUGAAAAACUACAUUCUUCUGCUUUUUAUGUGGUAGUUGUUGACAGUCAACAAUAAACUGUUUUUCUUUAAACUUGGGGACUACGUGAGUAACACCUGAGUCGGUCCCGUGGUCUGGAGGCUUACGCGGGACAAAGUUUUCAUAUUUUUAGUGAUAU
Molecule: messenger RNA, 9358 nt
Organism: Porites evermanni
Lineage: Eukaryota; Metazoa; Cnidaria; Anthozoa; Scleractinia; Poritidae
Source: the annotation of a GenBank genome assembly